Molecule: messenger RNA, 1753 nt
Organism: Ctenocephalides felis (cat flea)
Lineage: Eukaryota; Metazoa; Arthropoda; Insecta; Siphonaptera; Pulicidae
Product: signal recognition particle 54 kDa protein-like
Exons: 2
Coding region: 1-1530 (509 amino acids)
Biological process (GO): SRP-dependent cotranslational protein targeting to membrane, translocation; SRP-dependent cotranslational protein targeting to membrane
Cellular component (GO): signal recognition particle, endoplasmic reticulum targeting; cytosol
Molecular function (GO): endoplasmic reticulum signal sequence receptor activity; GTP binding; 7S RNA binding
Source: RefSeq, a predicted model, not a curated record
AUGGUGUUAGCAGAUUUAGGACGCAAGAUAACCUCUGCGUUACAGUCGCUGAGUAAAGCUACUGUAAUUAAUGAAGAGGUUUUAAAUUCUAUGUUAAAAGACAUCUGUGCUGCCUUACUAGAAGCCGAUGUCAACAUUCGUUUAGUCAAAAAAUUAAGAGAGAAUGUACGAUCUGUCAUCGACUUUGAAGAAAUGGCUGGAGGCCUCAACAAGAGACGUAUGAUCCAGUCAGCAGUGUUCAAAGAACUUGUCAAACUUGUAGACCCCGGAGUAAAACCCUUCCAACCUGUUAAAGGCAGACCGAACGUCAUCAUGUUUGUAGGUUUACAAGGUUCAGGUAAAACAACGACAUGUACAAAACUUGCUUACCAUUAUUUAAAAAAGAACUGGAAAUCUUGCCUGGUCUGCGCUGAUACCUUCCGUGCCGGUGCUUACGAUCAGGUUAAACAAAAUUGUACAAAAGCUAGAAUUCCUUUCUACGGUAGCUACACAGAAGUUGAUCCUGUAGUUAUUGCCCAAGAUGGUGUAGAUAUGUUUAAGAAAGAAGGCUUUGAAUUUAUUAUUGUUGAUACCAGUGGUAGACAUAAGCAAGAAGAAUCUUUGUUCGAGGAAAUGUUAGCAGUUUCAAAUGCUAUACGUCCUGAUAAUAUUAUUUUCGUCAUGGACGCUACUAUUGGACAGGCUUGUGAAGGACAAGCAAAGGCUUUUAAAGAAAAAGUAGACAUUGGUUCAGUUAUUAUCACAAAAUUGGACGGUCAUGCUAAAGGUGGAGGUGCCUUAUCAGCUGUAGCAGCCACAAAUAGUCCUAUUAUCUUUAUAGGUACAGGAGAACACAUAGACGACUUAGAACCUUUUAAAACAAAGCCUUUCGUAAGCAAGUUGUUGGGUAUGGGUGAUAUAGAAGGUUUGAUCGAUAAAGUUAAUGAAUUGAAAUUGGAUGAUAAUGAAGAAUUAUUAGAGAAAAUAAAACACGGGCAGUUUACAAUGCGUGAUAUGUAUGAACAGUUUCAGAAUAUUAUGAAAAUGGGACCGUUUUCACAAAUUAUGGGAAUGAUUCCUGGAUUUUCACAAGACUUCAUAUCUAAGGGAAGCGAGCAGGAAUCAAUGGCCCGUCUCAAAAAAUUCAUGACAAUGAUGGACAGUAUGAAUGAUGGUGAGCUGGACAAUCGAGAUGGUGCCAAAUUAUUCACAAAACAAAACGGUCGUGUUGUAAGAGUCGCCCAGGGCUCCGGUGUCACCGAACGAGAAGUAAAAGAACUCAUUACACAAUACACAAAGUUUGCUGCUGUAGUUAAAAAAUUGGGAGGCGUAAAAGGUCUCUUCAAAGGCGGAGAUAUGGCCAAGAAUGUCAACCCCACACAAAUGGCCAAAUUGAAUCAACAAAUGGCCAAAAUGAUGGACCCGAGGGUUCUGCACCAGCUGGGAGGCACGAGCGGGUUACAAAAUAUGAUGAGGCAGCUGCAGCAAGGUGCUGCCGGAGGUCUGGGAGGCUUAGGAAACCUCAUGGGUGGAUUUGGUGGAAAACAAUAGAGAGUAAUGUAAUAUAAUUUGUUAAAUUGAUGUCAUAUGCAAAGGAAAUUAAAUACAUACACAUGAUAAAUACAAUUAAGAAUAUAAUAAGAUUUAAGUCAAGGUUUUUUAUAAAUAACUUCCAAGUAUUUAUUAUUUGUGUGUGAUCAAAAUUAUGGAAAAAUCUUACUUUGCAAAUAUUAUAUAAGAGUUGUAAUUUACUUUGUUCAAUAAAAGUUUUAUA